CUUCCGGUCGGGGCUACGGAAGGCUUUUCCGAGCGGCAACGGCGGAGAGACCGAGCUUCGGCGACCGGGGAGCAUCGGCUGGAGGAAAGCCGAAGGAAAUGGCCUCCGAGUCCAACAAGAAGCGGAAGCCGAAGGUGAUUCGCACGGAUGGCGGUCCACAAGAAGGCAAGCGGAGCAGAGCGGACGUUGAUCAGGAUGCCAAGUACUACAGCGAAGAGGCUGAGGUGGAUCUGCGGGACCCCAACCGGGAUUAUGAACUUUACAAACAGACCUGCCAGGAUCUUCAGAAGCUGAUGGCAGAGAUCCAGGAACUGAAGAGUAAAGGCCACAAAGACAGUGCUGCCGAGAUAGAAGAGCGACGGGUCCAGAGUUGCGUCCACUUCAUGACUCUGAAGAAGCUCAACCGUUUGGCUCAUAUUCGGCUGAAGAAGGGAAGGGACCAGACCCACGAGGCAAAACUGAAAGUGGAUGCUUAUCACCUCCAGCUCCAAAAUUUACUCUAUGAAGUGAUGCAUCUGCAGAAGGAGAUCACAAAGUGUCUGGAGUUCAAAUCCAAGCACGAAGAGAUUGAACUGGUGAGCGUGGACGAGUUUUAUAAAGAAGCCCCUCCAGAAAUCAGCAAAUCGGAUGUGACGCUCCACGACCCACACGAGCAGACCCUCUCCCGCCUCAACUGGGAACUGGAGCAGCGCAUACGGCUGGCAGAGAAGUAUAAAGAAAGUUUAGCCAACAAAGAGAAGAUUCUUAAAGAGAUAGAAGUGAAGAAAGAAUAUCUGAGCAAUCUCCAGCCUCGGCUUAACAGCAUCAUGCAGGCCUCUCUUCCUGUCCAGGAAUACUUCGCCAUGCCUUUCGACCAAGUUCACAAGCAAUACGAAACAGCCAGGCAUCUCCCACCCCCGCUCUACGUCCUCUUUGUCCAAGCGAGCGCCUACGGCCAGGCCUGUGAUAAGAAGCUGGCUGUGGCUAUUGAAGGAAACGUAGAGGAAGCAAGAGCUCUUUGCAAACCUCCGGAAGACUCCCAGGAUGACGAGAGUGAUUCCGACGUGGAGGAGGAGCAGACUACGAAACGUCGCCGACCAACUUUGGGGGUGCAGCUGGAUGACAAACGGAAAGAGAUGCUGAAGAGGCACCCUCUGUCUGUCACCAUCAACUUGAAGUGUAAAGAUGGCAGCUUGCUGCUCCUCACCUUCUACUAUUUGAUGAACCUCAACGUCCUGACCGUCAAGGCCAAGGUGACAGCAGCCACCGAGAUGACCCUGCCCAUCAGUGCUGGGGACCUGCUGUGCCCUGAUUCUCUUCUGAGCUGCCUCUAUCCUGGGGACCACGGAAAGAGAACCCCAAACCCUGCCAAUCAGUUCCAGUUUGACAAAGUGGGCAUCCUGACCCUGAACGACUACGUGGCUGAACUGGGCCACCCGUACGUGUGGGUGCAGAAAUUGGGGGGCUUGCACUUCCCCAAGGACCAGCCCCAGAAUCCUGUGAUCGCCGAUAACUCACUGAGUGCUAGCCACAUGGAGAGGACCAUGAAAUUGCUCAAAACGAGGUUGGAGUCCCGCCUUGCCCUUCACAAGCAAUUUGCUUCCCUUGAACAUGGCAUUCUGCCCGUCUCCCCUGAGUCUCAGCACCUCUUUCCCGCCAAGAUUGUGUCCCAUUUGGUGAAGUGGGUGUCCCUGACGUACGAGGAUUACUUGGAGCUGCCUUACACGAAAGACGUGGCUGGGGCCGAUUUGGCUGAAGAUACCCACCUGUAUUACUUGGCACUGAUAGAAAGAGGCACUGCCAAACUCCAGGUAGCCGUGGUGCUGAACCCCGGAUACUCCUCCAUCCCCCCCAUCUUCAGCCUGUGCUUGAACUGGAAAGGGGAGAAGACCAACACUAACGAUGACAACAUUCGGGCCAUGGAGAGUGAGGUCAACGUCUGUUACAAGGAACUCAGCGGCCCCAAGCCGGGCUAUCAACUCCUCACCAACCAGUUGCAACGCCUUUGUGUUGUCUUGGAUGUGUACCUGGAGACCGAGACGCACGACAACAGCGUGGAAGGACCCAAGGAAUUUCCCCAGGAGAAGAUGUGCCUGCGCCUGGCCAGGGGUCCCAGCCGGUUGAAGCCCUUCAAAUACAACCACCCUCAAGGCUUCUUCAGCCAUCGCUGAGCCCACUAGGCCUCACUUCCUUAAGCGAACGGAUUUAUUUUGGAUCUGGAGCUGGUGCAUUUGGGAUGGCAUUUCAGCUUUGUUCCUGCUGAAGCCGCGCUGGAGAAGACAGCCAGGCAGCUGCAACCGUUCCUUCAUCUCUCGUGAAAGUCAUUUUGAAGGAAUUAAAAUUAAAUAAAAGAUG
Molecule: messenger RNA, 2334 nt
Organism: Protobothrops mucrosquamatus (brown spotted pit viper)
Lineage: Eukaryota; Metazoa; Chordata; Lepidosauria; Squamata; Viperidae
Gene: THOC5
Product: THO complex 5
Exons: 20
Coding region: 99-2150 (683 amino acids)
Biological process (GO): positive regulation of DNA-templated transcription, elongation; mRNA export from nucleus
Cellular component (GO): THO complex part of transcription export complex
Molecular function (GO): mRNA binding
Source: RefSeq, a predicted model, not a curated record